Polypterus senegalus (gray bichir) is the source of this 945-nucleotide messenger RNA. Its product is annotated as serine/threonine-protein kinase pim-1-like. Lineage: Eukaryota; Metazoa; Chordata; Cladistia; Polypteriformes; Polypteridae. The transcript is spliced from 7 exons. Gene Ontology annotation, cellular component: cytoplasm. Gene Ontology annotation, molecular function: ATP binding; protein serine/threonine kinase activity. The record is from RefSeq and is a predicted model, not a curated record. Gene Ontology annotation, biological process: protein autophosphorylation; negative regulation of apoptotic process. Bases 1 to 945 code for a protein of 314 amino acids.
AUGUCUCCUGAAGAAGGGCUUAGCAAAGACCAAAACGUUGCUGCAGGUCAGCGGGAGGAGCAAAAAAUGAUUGAAAAAGAUAAUGAGCAGCCUGCUGAAAAAAAGCUGUCAUUUCUCACCAUCGAGCAGAUGCGAACAAUCCCAGAACUUGAUAUCCUCUUCCAAAGAUUUGAGCUUGGCAGAGUGCUUGGAGAAGGAGGCUUUGGACAAGUAAGAAUGGCCAAGAGAAAAGUUAACAAUGAAGCUGUGGCAAUAAAAAUUGAUGCAGUGCACUGCAGGCGCCAGUGGGUUGAAGUGCCUGGCAAACAGAAGAAGGUUCCUCUGGAAGUUGGUUUGAUGCUCCGAGUGUGCGCUAAGCCCAGUUGUCCCAGCAUCAUCCAGAUGUAUGAGUACAUUAUUCGGCCCUCAUACACCUUCAUUGUAAUGGAGCUUCUAGAGUCCUCCUUCAGUCUAACAGACUACAUGAAAAGACAAGGGAGGCCCUUGGAGGAGGAGCAGGGCAAAUCGGUCUUUCAACAGAUCGUGGAGGCAGUCAUGCACUGCCACUCGCGAGGUGUCUUCCACAGUGACAUUAAGCCCAGGAACAUCCUUUUUCAGAGCACAACUGGCCAGGUAAAACUCAUUGACUUUGGCUGUGGUGGCUUCCUCCUAGAAGAGAAGUAUGCACGUCGCCCAGGGACACUGGCCUACUGUCCACCCGAGUAUUUCCUGUACAAAAAGUACAAACCUGAAUCUGCCAAUGUGUGGUCACUUGGAAUUACAUUGUUCGAGCUGUUGUCUGGGUUUCGACCCUUCCAGAGUAGUAUGGAGAUCAUGACUUGCAGCAUUCAUAUCCCGGACCAUUUGUCACAGGAAUGCAAGGAACUAAUUAAGAAGUGCCUAUGUUUGCGUCCCAGAGAUCGUCCCACCCUGAAAGACAUCUUAAGGCACUCCUGGCUGCAGUGA